UACAACUUACUAGACACCUCAAAAAUGGCAUCAUCUCAUUCAACUAUUGUCUUCAUUCUUGUAACACUUGGUGUUCUUGCAACAUUAGUUUCCGCAACAGAAUACACCGUCGGGGAUGAAAAUGGUUGGACUCUCGACUUUGAUUAUCAAACAUGGGCCAAGGAUAAAGUUUUCGUUGUCGGAGAUAAACUUGUAUUCAAUUACGCGCUUGGCACUCACAAUGUGGUGAAAGUCAACGGCACUGGUUUCCAACAAUGUUUGACUUCAUCUACCAAUGGAACGUUGACAAGUGGACGAGACGUCAUCACCCUUCAAACUCAAGGAAGGAAAUGGUACAUUUGUGGUGUCGCGAAGCACUGUAAGUUGAGAAACAUGAAGCUUGUGAUCACGGUUCUUCCACAAACGAUGAGUCCGGCUCCAACUCCGGCUCUAAGCCAAUAUGCAUCGUCCGCAUUGGCGGCACCAACAAGUUAUGGGUUUGUAGUUGCGUUGUUGUUCGGAGGUCUUAUGUCACUCUUAAUUUAAAAUGUCUUGUGUUAAAAUAUUUCAGCAUUUGUUUAUUUAUUUGUAGUCGUUACUGAGUUUUACCUGCUCU
Molecule: messenger RNA, 595 nt
Organism: Helianthus annuus (common sunflower)
Lineage: Eukaryota; Viridiplantae; Streptophyta; Magnoliopsida; Asterales; Asteraceae
Product: blue copper protein 1b
Exons: 2
Coding region: 25-525 (166 amino acids)
Cellular component (GO): plasma membrane
Molecular function (GO): electron transfer activity
Source: RefSeq, a predicted model, not a curated record